This is a messenger RNA of Amoebophrya sp. A120, 540 nucleotides long. The record is from the annotation of a GenBank genome assembly. Lineage: Eukaryota; Dinophyceae; Syndiniales; Amoebophryaceae.
AUGUCCAGUGCGGGGUUUAAAAAAGCGACCUUUCUUCAGACAGAUCCCGAAAAUACACACUCGUCCACCUACUUCCCCACCCCCGCCGUGCCCGAAGUAGAAGUAGCAGACCAUGCUGUAGGUUUAGACAGACCCAGAACUAGCACAACGCCGCCAGACGUUGACGGUAGCCUUCGCGAACAUUGUCCAUCUACUACUUCGCCGGAGGAUCACAUCCACGGCGGCGACCCGCUGUCUAGUGACAGCUUGCUGCAGGCCGCACUGCGCGAUUUGAGGAAUUUCAAGGUGCAGCUGCACAUGCGUCCGAUCUCCAUGGCUCCAAAGCUGAAGAACAGCACGUUCUCGAUCGACGGAUUUAUUACGUUUGGCGAGUUUUUUCGGAAAAUGAAACAACUGCUGCGCGUGGAAAGCUUGUAUCUGUACCUGCAAAGCAGCUUCACUCCCGAACGCGACGACUGCAUUGCGGAUCUUUACAAUUGCUUCAAGGGCCCCGGCGACCAACUGGUCUUCAGCUACUCGUUGGAGCCGAGCUAUUCCUGA